Molecule: messenger RNA, 1260 nt
Organism: Anoplopoma fimbria (sablefish)
Lineage: Eukaryota; Metazoa; Chordata; Actinopteri; Perciformes; Anoplopomatidae
Gene: bbs5
Product: Bardet-Biedl syndrome 5
Exons: 12
Coding region: 118-1146 (342 amino acids)
Biological process (GO): intracellular transport; cilium assembly
Cellular component (GO): ciliary basal body; BBSome
Molecular function (GO): phosphatidylinositol-3-phosphate binding
Source: RefSeq, a predicted model, not a curated record
AUGGUGAUUAUGACGCUAGAGAGGCUUCGGAUUAGCCAGGCUGCAGUUAGCUAGUUAGCGAAGCAACGCUAGUUAGCUAGUUCAUAAACUAAGCCGAGGGGGUUAUUUCCUGCAGUCAUGGCGUCUGUUUUGGAUGCUCUCUGGGAGGACAGAGACGUCAGAUUCGACAUAACAGCACAGCAGAUGAAAACCCGUGCAGGAGAAGCACUGAUAGACUGUCUGGACUCCAUAGAAGACACGAAAGGAAACAACGGAGAUCGAGGACGACUACUGGUAACAAACCUGAGAAUCAUUUGGCAUUCUUUGGCCCUGCCAAGAGUCAAUCUGUCUGUGGGUUACAACUCCAUCAUUAACAUCACAACAAGGGCAGCUAACUCAAAAUUGAGAGGCCAAACUGAGGCGCUCUACAUCUUGACAAAGUCCAACAACACAAGAUUUGAGUUCAUUUUCACCAAUGUGGUUCCAGGAAGUCCACGGCUCUUUACUUCUGUUAUUGCUGUCCACAGGGCCUAUGAGACAUCUAAAAUGUACAGGGACCUGAAAUUGCGAGCCGCUCUCAUUCAAAAUAAGCAGCUGAGACUUUUGCCCCGGGAGCAAGUGUAUGAUAAAAUUAAUGGAGUUUGGAAUUUAUCCAGUGAUCAGGGUAACCUUGGAACCUUCUUUAUCACCAAUGUUCGGAUCGUGUGGCAUGCUAAUAUGAAUGAGAGCUUCAAUGUCAGCAUUCCUUACCUUCAGAUUUGGUCUAUCAGAAUAAGAGACUCAAAGUUUGGCUUGGCUUUGGUGAUCGAGAGUUCACGCCAGAGCGGUGGCUAUGUGCUCGGGUUUAAGAUUGACCCUGUGGAUAAGCUUCAAGACGCACUAAAGGAAAUCAACUCAUUGCAUAAGGUGUACUCUGCCAACCCCAUCUUUGGAGUGGACUAUGAAAUGGAAGAGAAGCCCCAGCCGUUGGAAGAGCUGACAGUAGAACAGCUUCCUGAUGACGUGGAGAUAGAGCCCGAUGAGCAGACUGACGCUUUCACUGCUUACUUUGCCGAUGGAAAUAAGCAACAAGACCGUGAGCCGGUUUUCUCUGAGGAGCUGGGCCUCGCCGUCGAGAAGCUGAAGGACGGCUUCUCACUUCAAGGACUGUGGGAAGUCAUUAGCUGAAAUAACAUAAAACUAAUUAAUAUUUUUUUAGAGGUUAGGUUAAAAGUUGUACAGUUAAUGCACUGAUACCUUUUCAUGAAAAUAAAAAUAUAUUACAUGUAGAUUAUAUUUAUU